Molecule: messenger RNA, 1524 nt
Organism: Sorex fumeus (smoky shrew)
Lineage: Eukaryota; Metazoa; Chordata; Mammalia; Eulipotyphla; Soricidae
Gene: UCHL5
Product: ubiquitin C-terminal hydrolase L5
Exons: 11
Coding region: 140-1129 (329 amino acids)
Biological process (GO): ubiquitin-dependent protein catabolic process; protein deubiquitination
Cellular component (GO): cytoplasm; Ino80 complex
Molecular function (GO): cysteine-type deubiquitinase activity; proteasome binding
Source: RefSeq, a predicted model, not a curated record
GGAGGCUGUCGGGAAGUAGGCGGGGUGACGUGGGCUUGACGAGCUCCGCGGCGGGUUUGCUCAGCUCGGUGGCCGGCGGCAGCUGCUGCGGGGGGCGGCCGCGGCGCCGGGGGCUGCGGGGCGCUUUGUGGCCGGGGCCAUGUCGGGCAAUGCUGGGGAGUGGUGCCUCAUGGAAAGCGACCCCGGGGUCUUCACCGAGCUCAUUAAAGGAUUCGGCUGCCGUGGAGCCCAAGUAGAAGAAAUCUGGAGUUUAGAGCCUGAGAAUUUUGAAAAACUAAAGCCAGUUCAUGGAUUGAUUUUUCUUUUCAAGUGGCAGCCGGGAGAGGAACCAGCAGGCUCUGUGGUUCAGGACUCCAGACUUGACACGAUAUUUUUUGCCAAGCAGGUAAUUAAUAAUGCUUGUGCCACUCAAGCAAUAGUGAGUGUGUUAUUGAACUGUACCCAUCAAGAUGUACAUUUAGGAGAAACAUUGUCAGAGUUUAAAGAAUUUUCACAAAGUUUUGACGCAGCUAUGAAAGGUUUGGCACUGAGCAAUUCAGAUGUGAUUCGGCAAGUACACAACAGUUUUGCCAGACAGCAAAUGUUUGAAUUUGAUGCAAAGACAACAGCGAAAGAAGAAGAUGCCUUUCACUUUGUCAGUUAUGUCCCAGUUAAUGGACGACUGUAUGAAUUAGAUGGAUUAAGAGAAGGACCGAUUGAUUUGGGCGCUUGCAAUCAGGAUGACUGGAUCGGCGCGGUGAGGCCUGUAAUAGAGAAAAGGAUACAGAAGUACAGUGAAGGUGAAAUUCGAUUCAACUUAAUGGCUAUUGUGUCUGACAGAAAAAUGAUAUAUGAACAGAAGAUCGCAGAGUUGCAGAGGCAGCUCGCAGAGGAGGAGCCCAUGGAUACGGAUCAGGGUAAUAAUAUGUUAAGUGCUAUUCAAUCAGAGGUUGCCAAAAACCAGAUGCUUAUUGAAGAAGAAGUACAGAAACUGAAAAGAUACAAGAUUGAAAAUAUCAGAAGGAAGCAUAAUUACCUGCCUUUCAUUAUGGAAUUGUUAAAGACCUUAGCGGAACACCAGCAGUUAAUACCACUAGUGGAAAAGGCAAAAGAGAAGCAAAAUGCAAAGAAAGCCCAGGAAACAAAAUGAAGAUGCUUUGGAAUAUGUGCACAUUUCUGCUUCUGCACUUAAUUUCAUGGAAACCAUUAAGUAUAAAGAACUUAGAGUAACAUCCUAAUUGACUGCACGUUUGGCAAUGGUACCAGUCUGUCUUGUCUUUGCUGCAUGGAUUCAUAAACCUUUCCCCACCUGCAUCAUGUGCAUGGAGAACCUAGUAAAUAAAAGUGAUGUUAGAGUGCUUGCCGAAACUCCAUUACUUAACCCUGGACCUGAGACUCCUGAUGUUUUUUUUGGGAUUAUAACUACUGUAAUGAACCUAAAAAAUGCACAAAUGAUGUUUUUCCUUGUAAUUGUAAUAAUCUUUCAAUCUUUAAGCUCAAUCAAGUGCUUAAAAUUUAUAAAUGUUAAAUCUUGACUAAACUGGA